Monoraphidium neglectum is the source of this 996-nucleotide messenger RNA. RefSeq lists its product as hypothetical. The coding region runs from base 1 to 996 and encodes 331 amino acids. The transcript has a single exon. The record is from RefSeq and is a predicted model, not a curated record. Lineage: Eukaryota; Viridiplantae; Chlorophyta; Chlorophyceae; Sphaeropleales; Selenastraceae.
AUGUCCAGCCCCGAGCCCCAGCCAGCCGUCGGCAGCGGCGAUUGUGGCCCCGGGGACAGGUCGCCGCCUUGCGUGCAGGGGGUGCGCCUCGACCUGACUGCGCUAGGACUGAGGCACCUGCCCGGGCUGCCUGAUGCCAGCGAGCUGAUGCGCCUUGAGCUGCCGCCCCGCGGAAAACUGCUCGACUGGUUUGAAUUUUUGAGCAGGCCCGGCUGCGCCUCGGCCUGCGGCUUUGGACAGCUUGGGCCUGAUGCGGUUCUGCUCGCCCCGCUCAUGCACGGCAGCGGCGGCGGGGGCGGCGAGGGCGUGUUCAUACGCACGGCCGGGGGCGACCACGGCAACCAAGUAGUGGUGUCCGCCGCGGUGUUUGCGCCCAGCACGGCCCGCACUGCCAUAGACCUGUGCACCAUAGAGUCCGAGGCCCAGGCCCUUGAACUGCUGGCACUGCCUCCCCCCACCAAGCGUGUGACGAUGUCGGGGCUGGUGCCGGGGGGCAGGGCGCCCAGGGCGGAGAUUGAGUUUGGCCCGGACGGUGAGUUUCAGGCGGUGGUGCUAGGGACCGGAUCCUUGGUGCCGGCCGUGGAUGUGGAUGAGAGCAAGGCGCGACGGCGGAAGCGACAGCGCAUGCAGCAGCAGCAGCAGCAGCAGCACCAGCAGGCGCAUGGGGCGCAGGAUGGCGGGACAUGGCGGGCGGUGCUGCUGCAGCAGGCCUUCCUUGUUCUGCACUGCCUUGUCGCCAUGGCAGCAUUCUGCUGGGAGCCGUCCACGCGCGAUCUCGAGCAGCCGUCGGCGGCGCGCGGGCCCGAGCCUGAGCCAGAUUGGCUGGCCUCCGCGUGGGUGCUGGCGCUCGCGGGCGGCGCCGUCCGGGUGCCGAUGCCCGAGACCGUGGGGCAGGCCCUCCUUGAGCUGCUCGACCGCGACAGCUCCGCCAACACGUCGCUGAGGACCGCCCUGGCGUCGGCCUCGGCGCGCAGCCGCGAGGGGCAGCAGGGCUGA